This is a messenger RNA of Protomyces lactucae-debilis, 2413 nucleotides long. Its product is annotated as ribosome biogenesis ATPase. The record is from RefSeq and is a predicted model, not a curated record. Gene Ontology annotation, molecular function: ATP binding; ATP hydrolysis activity. Lineage: Eukaryota; Fungi; Ascomycota; Taphrinomycetes; Taphrinales; Protomycetaceae. Bases 498 to 2345 code for a protein of 615 amino acids. The transcript is spliced from 2 exons.
GGCGCACAGAAGUGACCUGGCUAAGCGCAAGCAAGCAAGACUGGCAGCACGAGACUCCGAUUUUGAGUCUGCGGAUGAACAGCCUGUGAAGAAGAUGGAGAGUCCAAGACCGUCUCGAAAGGCUAGCGCAAAGAAGGGUAGCGAUUCUGAAGCAAGCUACAAAGCAACCACCUCGAAAAAGAGGCAAGCGCCGUCACAGACUACAGCUAAGGCAGCAAACAAACGAAAUACUGCAACAACUUCCCGUGCAAGCAAAAAGGUGCAAGCUAAGGCAUCCAGCUCAGAGGACUCAGAUGAUGGGUUCGAGCCUACGCCCGCAGUCAAGAAGCGCAAGUUGUAGCACAGUCAGAAUAUCCAUCUGAUGACUUUGCCCACGUGCCGCUGACCAUGAACGCUGCGACUCACGCUUGGCUGCUUAAUUUUUUUUCUUUUGCGCACACGGUCGGCCUGUACACACGUUGCCGUGCAACGAAGCGUAACCUACACCAGAGGCAAGAAUGUCAUCGAAAAGCGCCUCCAAGUUGAAGCGUGAAGCCGCUCGCGAAGCCCGCGGCAAGGGCUCGAAGAAAUCGACACCCAAGUCAUCAAACACACCUGUUGGCGAGGGUGCAGAGACUACACCAGAUGCAUUGGCUCAAGCACUAGCGGACUCAAAUAACUUUGAGCGUACUGCGACGGGUGUGCUGACGUCCAUGCAGAUGUCUCGCGAUAUCAAGAUUGAAUCUUAUACAUUGUCUUUCCACGGCCGAGUUUUGAUUGAGGACGCAACCAUUGAGCUCAAUUGGGGACAACGUUAUGGUCUACUUGGUGCAAAUGGCUCCGGAAAGUCUACAUUCCUCAAUAGUCUGUUUGCCCGCGACAUUGAGAUUCCUGAUCACAUUGAUGUCUACCUGCUCAACGCUGAAGCAGAACCAAUGGAAAUCAACGCAGUGGACUACAUCAUUGGAUCCGCUCGUGAGCGUGUGUUGAAGAUUGAGGAGGAGAUUGAGAAGCUCUCUAUGGCUGAUGAGGUUGACGAGCUUCUCAUGGAGGCCAAGUACGAACAGCUUGAAGGACUAGACCCAUCUACAUUCGAGGCUAAAGCAGCGGCGAUUCUCAACGGUCUUGGUUUCGAUAAGGUGAUGAUGGCCAAGGCCACAAAGGAUAUGUCUGGAGGUUGGCGCAUGCGUGUCGCCCUUGCUAAAGCGCUGUUCAUCAAGCCUUCCCUUCUGCUUCUCGACGAGCCUACCAACCAUCUCGACCUCGAGGCUGUGGUCUGGCUCGAAACCUAUCUGUCAACCUACAAUCACAUUCUUGUGGUCAACUCUCAUUCACAAGACUUCUUGGACAAUGUCUGCACCAAUAUUAUGGAUCUGACCGUGCAGAAGAAGCUGGUCUACUAUGGAGGUAACUUUUCGACAUACAUGCGUACUAAGAGCGAAAACGAGACGAAUCAGAUGAAGGCGUACGAGAAGCAACAAGAGGAGAUUGCGAGCAUCAAAAAGUUUAUCUCCUCUGCUGGUACCUAUGCAAACCUGGUGAAGCAAGCAAAGUCGAAGCAGAAGAUUAUCGACAAGAUGGAGGCUGCCGGUCUAAUUGAGAAGGUGGCGAUGGAAAAGCACAUCACAUUUGCUUUCCAGGAAACAUCCAAGCUGCCACCGCCCAUCAUCGCCUUCAAUGAGGUUGGAUUCUCCUAUGACGGCAACAUUGCGCAUGCCCUCUACAAGAAACUUGAUUUUGGUAUCGACAUGGAUUCAAGGGUUGCUAUUGUUGGCAAGAACGGUACAGGCAAAUCGACGCUGCUCAAUCUUAUUACUGGUGCAUUGUCGCCAGUGGAAGGAUCUGUGUCAAAGUAUGCCGGCUUGAAGAUUGCCAAAUACUCUCAACACUCUGCGGAUCAAUUACCGUAUGACGAGACUCCGCUUGACUUUGUCAUGAACAAGUACAAGCCCGACUAUCCCGGACAAGAGGUGGCCUACUGGCGCGCAUGGCUGGGCCGUUUCGGUAUCUCGGGUACGCACCAGACCAGUGAGAUUAGGACCCUGUCUGACGGCCUCAAAUCGCGUGUCGUCUUUUGUACCUUGGCACUAGACCGGCCGCACAUCCUGUUGCUCGAUGAGCCGACCAACCAUCUCGACAUUCAAUCUAUCGACGCGCUGGCAGAUGCUUGCAAGAAGUGGGAAGGAGGUGUUGUGCUUGUCUCUCACGAUUUCCGAUUGAUUGGACAAGUCGCCGAGGAGCUAUGGGAAGUCAAGGACAAGCAUGUCGUCAAGUUGGACAUGUCGAUUUCCGAGUACAAGACGACUCUUGUGAAUGAAUCAAAGGAUGCCAUUGAGAACGCUCUCAAGAUUGGCAAAGGACUUUAGACUGUAUAUAGAACGCUUGAUAGAAACCUCGACGACUUUGCUUUACAAAAUUCUGAACUUGCAACCGC